CAAUAAUGCACGGGUGUGCCACCGGGUCACCACAAGCUGAGGCAGUUAUUUGAGUAAAUAUUGAAGACAAAAGCAGGCAUGGAAGGGACACUCAGCAAGUGGACAAAUGUGAUGAAAGGCUGGCAAAUUCGCUGGUUUGUCUUGGAUGAGCGAGCUGGACUGUUUUCCUACUAUACAUCCAAAGAGAAGAUGAUGCGAAACACGAGGCGUGGCUGUGUGCGUCUGAAGGGCGCCAUCAUCGGCAUCGACGACGAGGACGAGACCCUGUUCACCAUCACCGUCGAUGGCAAAACGUUCCAUCUGCAGGCGCGCGACGGUGACGAGCGCGACUGCUGGAUCCGCGCGCUCGAGAAUGCCAUCUCCCUGCUCACGCACAACAGUCACCGCAUCAAGCGCUGGGACCCGCACCAGCCGCUGCCCACCAUGGCCGACUUCGACCGGCAGCUGGUGGAGAGCGACGCCUACCUGCAGCUGAUGAUUCAGCAGGCGCAGGCGCUGGAGUUUCGGCUCUCGUGGCUCGUCUGGCGCCUGCGGCCUGUGCGUGCCGGGCUGACGCCGCGCGUGCGGGGGUGCGUGCCGCAGCGGACGAGAACGCCCCGGGCCCGCUGGCGCGACGCCGAGGUCAAGACGGGCGUCGAGUUCGGCGCUGAGGUGCGCGAGGACGAGCAGUCGGGCGCGCGCUCCGACCAGCUGGGCGAGCCGGCCAUCGGUCGUUUCGUGCAGGAGGUGCCGGAGACAUCGUACUCCAGCUCCGAGGACGAGGACUGGUUCGACACGGAGGACGCUGCUUCCAGUCACCAGCAGGCGCCGUCGCCGGGCGCGGCCGUCUCCAGCGCCGACUAUGAUGCCGCCUACGAGGAGGAGGAGGACGACCUCGGCUCGAUGGAGGGCCACGGCUCGGUGGUCAGCCACCUGCUGUCGCAGCUCCGCAUCGGCAUGGACCUGACGCGCGUCGUGCUGCCCACCUUCAUCCUGGAGCGGCGCUCACUGCUGGAGAUGUACGCCGACUUCUUCGCGCACCCCGACCUCUUCACCAGCAUCCCGGACUGUCCGACGCCCCGUGACCGGCUGGUUCAGGUGCUCAAAUGGUACCUGUCGGCCUUCCACGCCGGACGAAAAUCCGAGGUCGCCAAAAAGCCGUACAACCCCAUCAUCGGCGAGACGUUCAGGUGCGUGUUCGACAUUCCCGGCCAGCCGGCGUCGGAGACGGACUCACUGGUGCCGGACGGUCCCGUGCCCUGGGGCAGCGAGCACCAGGUGUGCUUCGUGGCCGAGCAGGUGUCUCACCAUCCGCCAGUGUCAGCCUUCUACGCCGCCGAGCACUACGGCCGGCGCGUGUCGUUCUGCGGCCACAUCUGGACCAAGUCCAAGUUCCUGGGCCUCAGUAUCGGCGUGCACAACAUCGGCCAGGGCUGUGUCUCCCUGCUCGACCUGGACGAGGAGUACCUCCUGUCAUUCCCCAGCGGAUACGGCAGGUACGCGCUCUUUGGAGCAGCGCGAGAACUGCGACCAGCUCGUGAGGCCUGA
Molecule: messenger RNA, 1527 nt
Organism: Pollicipes pollicipes
Lineage: Eukaryota; Metazoa; Arthropoda; Thecostraca; Pollicipedomorpha; Pollicipedidae
Product: oxysterol-binding protein-related protein 9-like
Exons: 11
Coding region: 79-1527 (482 amino acids)
Cellular component (GO): membrane; cytosol; Golgi apparatus
Molecular function (GO): sterol binding
Source: RefSeq, a predicted model, not a curated record